AUGAAGCUAAAUUCACAACUUCUCACGGUUUUAUUGGCCGGUGCAUCCGGCCUGCAAGGUGCUGCAGCUCAAAAAAAGGAAGACUGCAAACCGAAAAGUGUCACUCAUCUUGUCACUGUCGUUCAAACUUACGUAGGGGUUGCUUCUGUCUGCGGUAGCAUGACCGCACCGCCUCCCGGUAAUGGCGAUUGCAAGACCACCGCUAAAGUCGAGACUCUUUCUCUGGUUACCGAAUUGUGUCACUACGGCAGCCCAUGUAGGAGGGUUACUUUGACAACUAAGACCCCAGUUACGAUGACAGUUUGCAAUGGUGGAUCGAAAUCUAGCUCUGCUACCAGACCUGGCUAUACCCCUAUCAAGCCAGGUCCUAAUAGCUCAGGAUCCGGAUCCAGCAGUUCCACUACUAAAUCUGGAUCUGGAUCCAGCUCUACUCCAAGACCUGGAUCUAGCAGUACUACAUCCGGCGGUUACACGGCCAAAACAAGCUCCUCGACUGCCAAAUCUGGGUCUAGUAGCUCCAGAAGCCCUACCACAACAUCUGGCGGAUCUGGCGGAUCUGGCGGAUCUUCAAGCAAAUCGAGCUCCUCAGCAAGCAAGUCCGGGCCUAGCAGCUCCAACGGCUCUGGUUCCACCACAUCUGGUGGUCCUUCAGUGAAGACCAGCUCUUCAACUUCCAAGCCUGGAUCUAGCACUACGUCCGGUGGAUCUGGCAGUUCUACAGGUAAUGCCUCUACGACACCAAGAUCGGGUGGUUCGACUUCCAGCUCGUCUGGCUCGAACCCAUCUACCUCUGGUGGACCUGGUGGAUCUACAUCGAAAUCUAGUACCUCGACUGCUAAAUCUGGAGCUAGCACCAGUAGCUCUAGUGGAUCAGGUGGUCCCACACCCAAUUCCAACUCGUCGACCUCCAAGCCUGGCGGCAACAGUUCUCACGGUUAUACCUCCACCACAUCUAAUAGGCCUGGUGGGUCUUCAUCCAAGUCCAGCUCCACUACAUCUGGUGGCCCUUCAGUCAAAACGAGCGGAUCUGGUAGCUCUACAUCUAAGCCCAACUCGUCGACAGCUAAUUCUGGAUCUAGCGGUCCUACUUCCAGCGGCUAUACAGCCAAAACGAGCUCCUCGACUGCUAGGUAUGGGUCUAGCAGCUCGAAGGGAUCUACUUCUGCCACAUCUGAUAGAUCUGGUGGAUCUACGUCCCAGUCUGGAUCUAGCAGCACUACACCUGGUGGCCCUUCAGUAAAGACAAGUUCGUCUAGUUCUAAGCCUGGAUCUGGUAGCACUACGUCUGGUGGUUAUACAGUAAAAACUAAUUCCUCGACCGCCAAGCCUGGAUCAAGCAGCACUACAUCCGGUGGCCCUUCAAUUAAAACAAGUUCAUCUAGUUCUAAGCCCGGCUCUAGCAGCAGUGCGUCUGGUGGACCUGGCGGACCUGGCGGAUCUACUUCCAAGCCCAGUUCCUCGACCAGCACUUCACCCGGUGGACCUUCAGUUAAAACAAGUACUUCUAGUUCCAAGCCCGGCUCUAGCAGCAGUGGGCCUGGUGGACCUGGCGGACCUGGCGGAUCUACUUCAAAGCCAAGUUCCUCGACCGCCAAGUCCGGAUCCAGCAGCACUAUACCCGGUGGACCUUCAGUAAAAACAAGCUCGUCUAGUUCCAAGCCCGGCUCUAGCAGCAGUGGGCCUGGUGGACCUGGCGGAUCUACUUCAAAGCCAAGUUCCUCGACCGCCAAGUCUGGAUCCAGCAGCACUAUACCCGGUGGGCCUUCAGUAAAAACAAGUUCAUCUAGUUCUAAGUCUGGACCCAACAGCACUACGUCUGGCGGCUAUACAGCCAAAUCUAGCUCCUCGACUGCUAAGACUGGUGCUAGCACCACUACUUCUGGUGGCGCCGGUGGUUCUACCCCCAAGCCCAGCUCUUCGACUUCCAAACCCGGAUCUGGCAGCUCCACUACAUCUGGUGGUCCUUCAGUCAAAACAAGCUCGUCCAGUUCCAAGCCUGGAUCUAGCAGCAGUGCGUCUGGCGGACCUGGCGGACCUGGCGGAUCUACAUCCAAGUCCAGCAGCGCCGGAGCAGGAGGCUCUAGCAGCAAGACCACAACUGGUGGUACUGUGAUUGGCAAGACCGGUUCAAGUACAAUCUCUUCCACAAAGCCAACCACUAGUGGAGGUGGAAGUGGAAGUGAUGAUGACGACGAGUACGGAUAUGGUGGCUACGGAUAUGGUGAUGAUAAGACGACUACCACCAAGGCCUCUACCACGACAGCUAAGAGCAGUUCCGGUGGCCCAGCUGUCAAGACCUCUACUUCUACUUCAAAGACCACUACUACCACGAGCAAGGCUUCCGCAAACUAUACAAACAAGUCUUCCACCACAAAAUCUACGAGCAAGGCCUCCGUUGGAAACUACACAAGCAGGUCUUCGUCCGCGAAGCCCACAAAUAAGUCAUCUUCCGCGAAGCCCACAAAUAAAUCUUCUUCUGUAAAUCCCACAAACAAGUCUUCUUCCGCAAAUCCUACGAAUAAGUCCUCGUCGGCAAAUCCCACGAACAAGUAUUCUUCCGCGAACCCAACUAACAAGUCUUCCUCUUCAAACCCUACGAACAAGUCUUCCUCAGCAAACCCCACGAAUAAGUCUUCUUCAGCAAAUCCUACGAAUAAAUCUUCUUCCGCAAACCCUACAAAUAAAUCUUCUUCCGCAAACCCUACAAAUAAAUCUUCUUCAGCAAAUCCUACAAACAAGAGCUCUUCCGCAAAUCCCACCAACAAGUCUUCUUCCGCAAACCCCGCGGUCAAGACCAGCACGAGCACUAUCAAGGCAGCUACUAGUAGCUCUAGCGCAGGUGGUAAGGUAUCAACCAGCACCUCGAAAACUACUCAAUCCGCCGGUUCUAGUUCGGCCACUAUAACUACUGCGCCGUCCGUCGGAGCCACGGAACAGUUUUUGGAAUGUCCACCAUCCACUACAGUCACCGUGAGCACCCGCCUCUGCAACAAGAAACUCUGUGUUAAUAAGUGCACAAAUACAGCAACAAGUACAAGAAUAUACCCGUGCUCUUGUAUCGGACAUAAUAAACAGGCCACCUUGACCGUUUAUGUUCCGGGGCAAUGCCCAGACGACUGCAGCUGCCCAUCUACCACUACUUGGGUUGCACCGAUGGUCGGAUGUAAAACGACAACCAAGGGGGCUUCGGCUGCUAGUACCUCAGCAGUCCCAGGUGGUAAGGGCACCGAGACUUCGUCGAGCACCACUUCGGUUGCUGUUAAAACGACUACUACUACCACGGCCCAGGCACAGACCACCCAACCUGCUAGCGGAUCCGAAGACGAUGAUGACUAUGGAGGUGGUUAUUAUUAA
Orbilia oligospora ATCC 24927 is the source of this 3354-nucleotide messenger RNA. RefSeq lists its product as uncharacterized. Bases 1 to 3354 code for a protein of 1117 amino acids. The transcript is spliced from 2 exons. NCBI's taxonomy places the organism in Eukaryota, Fungi, Ascomycota, Orbiliomycetes, Orbiliales, Orbiliaceae. The record is from RefSeq and is a predicted model, not a curated record.